Molecule: messenger RNA, 523 nt
Organism: Sorex fumeus (smoky shrew)
Lineage: Eukaryota; Metazoa; Chordata; Mammalia; Eulipotyphla; Soricidae
Gene: ATP5IF1
Product: ATP synthase inhibitory factor subunit 1
Exons: 3
Coding region: 74-406 (110 amino acids)
Biological process (GO): negative regulation of ATP-dependent activity
Cellular component (GO): mitochondrion
Molecular function (GO): ATPase inhibitor activity
Source: RefSeq, a predicted model, not a curated record
CAUCCCCGCUGUUAGCGCCCACGGUGAUGCUGCGACGCCUGCGCCAGUAACCGGCGCGGUGCAGCAUCCGACCAUGGCAGCCCCGGCGUUGGCGGCGCAGUUGCGGCUCGGCGUGUGCGGCCUGAGGGCCUUGCAAGCCCGAGGAUUCAAAUCCGAUCAGUCUGGUAAAUUCGACUCCCACGACGGCUCCAUCCGGGAGGGCGGUGGGGCCUUCGCCAGAAGAGAGAAGGCCGAAGAGGAGCGCUACUUCCGAGCACGAUCUAAAGAACAGCUGGCAGCCUUGAAGAAGCACCAUGAAGAUGAGAUUGCUCUUCAUAAGAAGGAGAUUGAGCGUCUGCAGAAAGAAAUUGAGAGGCACAAGAAGAAGAUCCAAACCUUAAAAGAACAACAUGAGGAUGAUGAUUAAGUGCACACACUUACCUGUUGAAUGGCUGCAAAUCAUUGCUCCCUUCAGUGAAGUUCCCAUUUAUUUUCUGUAUUGAUAUGUGUGCUAUUAACAGACUAUAAUAAAUCAGCACCAGUG